AUGAAUUUUAUGCUCGAGAGUGUCAUAAACGACCUGUGUGAUGAAACAACUAAUCCUUCACCUCCACCUGGUUUGCCUGCUGAGCCACCCGCCUCCCCUCAGCCAGCAGCAGACAGUGCCAUUGAGGAACUGGAGUUGGAAGAGAUGAAUUUUAUGCUGGAGAGUCUCAUAAACGAACUGUGCGUUGAAACAGCCAAUCCUUCACCUCCACCUGCUUUGCCUGCUGUGCCACCCGCCUCCCCUCAGCCAGCUGCAGAGAGUCCUCCUGCAAUUGUGCAACAAUUUCCCCCAAUUACUGCUCCCCCCACCACAGUGCCAGCUCACCUCUAUAGUCAGCCGGUGACAGGUAGCCAGGAACAGAACCUGCUAUAUCAUUGGCCUGUGACCAGCAUUCCCAUAGCAGCCACUGCUCCUCCUGCUGCUCCUGUUCUCCCUGCUGCUCCUUCUCUCCCUGCUGCUCCUGCAAACCCAAAUAACAACAUACUGCAGAUUCCAGACAGCAUGUUGCCAUACCUGCGUCCUGUCAGUGUAUUGAACGGUGUGUUGGUGUGCGACUUCAUUCCACCCUGUCCUGCAGUCAACACACCCACUCCAAAAAAGAGGAAGCGUCAGGACGAGCAGGAAGAGCAGCAUAUCAAGAAGCCACCAAACGCAUUCAUGAUUUUUCUGAAGGAGCAGAGGGCAAAGGUUAAAGCAGAUAUGAACAUCAGUGGGAAUGCCACCCUUAAUGCAGUCAUGGGAGAGAGGUGGAAAUCGCUGUCGUCGGACCAGCAGGCAAAGUACUAUGAGCAGGCUGAUCAAGAGAGAAGGCUCCAUGCCCAAAAAUACCCAGACUGGUCUGCCAAAGUUAACUACGGCAAAAAGAGGAGGGGAAGGCGCAGCUCCACCUGCAGCUCAGUGUCUGCAUCUGAACCGGGAGCCAUUCGACCCCUUUAAACCGUUGCCACUGCAGUGCUGUCACUUCUGUCUGAUCCCUUAGUCUACUUGAUGUAUAAUUUUCUGCUGCUCCUGCUCUCCCUGCUGCUCCUGCCCAUUAUUUCCCCCCUCAGACCCCUGCAGACCUGUCCCCAUUCACCUCUAUCCACUUCUAUCCU
Molecule: messenger RNA, 1094 nt
Organism: Archocentrus centrarchus (flier cichlid)
Lineage: Eukaryota; Metazoa; Chordata; Actinopteri; Cichliformes; Cichlidae
Product: transcription factor 7-like 2
Exons: 8
Coding region: 1-936 (311 amino acids)
Biological process (GO): regulation of transcription by RNA polymerase II; canonical Wnt signaling pathway
Cellular component (GO): beta-catenin-TCF complex; chromatin
Molecular function (GO): RNA polymerase II cis-regulatory region sequence-specific DNA binding; DNA-binding transcription factor activity, RNA polymerase II-specific
Source: RefSeq, a predicted model, not a curated record